Selaginella moellendorffii is the source of this 1494-nucleotide messenger RNA. RefSeq names its product pentatricopeptide repeat-containing protein At4g02750. Gene Ontology annotation, cellular component: intracellular membrane-bounded organelle. The coding region runs from base 1 to 1494 and encodes 497 amino acids. Gene Ontology annotation, molecular function: RNA binding; protein binding. The transcript has a single exon. NCBI's taxonomy places the organism in Eukaryota, Viridiplantae, Streptophyta, Lycopodiopsida, Selaginellales, Selaginellaceae. The record is from RefSeq and is a predicted model, not a curated record. Gene Ontology annotation, biological process: RNA modification.
AUGCCGCAGAGGAACGCUGUGUCUGGAAAUUUGAUGGUCCAAGCGUUUGCCCAGCUCGGGCAAAUCGAUCGCGCGAAAGAGGUGUUUGAUUCAAUGCCGGAGGCGAACUCUUGGUCGUGGGUCGGGCUCAUUCUUUGCUACGGCGCUGCCGGCCAAACCGAGCGAGCGCUGGAGGCUUUCAUAGCGAGCGUGGAUCGCAGCAUCGCGACCUGGACAGCGCUGCUCCAAUCGUAUGCCCGGAUUGGGCAUUUGGAGAGAUCAAAGGGGGUGUUUGGGCGGAUGCCGAAGCACAACCGUGUUGCCGCAAACUCGAUGCUCCAGGGAUUGAUUCGCAGCGGCCGGAUCGUGCAGGCCAAGGCCAUUUUCGACGAGAUGCCCGAGCGAGACGUGGCAUCGUGGACGAGCAUUGCCUUCGCAUUCGCCCAAGCCGGAGACCUGGAUCAAUCCGCGCGUCUCUUCCAUCGCUCGCCACAGCUCGACGUUGUGUCGUGCAACUCGAUCAUCUCGGCCUUUGGCGCCAGCGGCGAGCUCGAAUUCGCGAGAUGGGUCUUUGACUCCAUGCCCAACGCUGCCAGGAACACGAUCUCCUGGACGGCGAUGCUCCACGCCCACGCCCAGCGCUGCGAUCGCGAGGGGGUGAAGAGAUGCUUCGACGCAAUGCCCACGCACGAUCUCGUCUCGUGGGCCGCACUCCUGGGCUGCUACAUCCAUCUGGGCGAGCUCGAUCGAGCCAGGGACGCGCUCGCGAGGAUGCCCAAUUGGAGCGGCCUGGCGUGGAACUCGGUCCUCUCGGCAGCCGCGGAGAACAACCUGGUCGCCAUGGCGGAACCGCUCUUUCGGGAGAUCCCGGACAAGGAGGAUCCACUCGCGUGCGCCAUGAUGAUCGGCCUCUACGCCCAGAACGGGCGGAUCGACCGCGCCUGGGAGGCGUUCAUCGGCGUUCCCGAGCGGUCAAGGACGGUCGUGGCGUGGACCGGAAUGGUGGGCGGAUAUGCCCAGACCGGGCAUCCCGAGCGCGCGCUGGAGCUUUUCCGCGAGAUGGAGCUCUCGGGCGUCAUCCCCGACCGCGUCGCGAUGAUCACGGUGAUGGACGCCUGCAGCCACGCCGGGGAGCUCGAUCGAGGGGUCUGCUACUUCGUGUCGACGCAAGCGGACUAUGGGAUCGAGAGUUCGUGCGAUCACUGGUGCUGCGCGGUGGAUCUCCUGGGGCGCGCCGGGGAGAUCGAGCGAGCGGAGGAAUUGGUGGACGCGAUGCCAUUCGUGCCCGGCGGCGCGGUGUGGGGUUCGCUGCUCAAUGGGUGCCGGAUCCAGAGGGAUCUGGGGCGGGCGAUUCGAGCGGCGGAGCAGCUUGUGCUCGAUCUGGAGCCAGGGAACUCGGGACCAAUUCUGGCGCUUGCGAGCAUCUACUGUGGAUUGGAUUGGAAUGUAGGCGCUCAAACGAAAGAGAGAGAGCUUUCCAAGCAAGAAAAACACAAACGCACGCAAAACAACUGA